AUGUACUCGUAUAUACCGAGCGCACUGCAGUGUACGGAAUGCCCAUCUUCUGUUUCCUACAUCCUAACUCAGCCUGGCCUUAUCUUCACGGCUCCUAAGAACGAAUCCGACCAGGCACACUUCGUUGUCUGCAACUCGUCGCUCUCCAAGUUUGGCACGCUUGGCUUCGAGCUGAAUCACUCGCUCAUCUUGCCCGACGCGCUGACCAUCUGGAGGCGCAAUUCGGCGACUUUACGAACAACGCGCAGUGCAUUAUACAAGCCUGAGCUCGGUAAGAAUGUGCCGCACAGAGCGAAGGGCCACGACCUCCUCGAUCUCCUGCAGUCCUACGACGUCGCCAUUUUCCGGGUAGUCUGGUUCCUCCGUGUCUUCGGAGGGAGGGAACGAAUCCGCCUGCGCAACAAAAUGGGGUACAACCCGUCCCAGUACAGCAUCGAAUGGGCUAACCUUCAGCGCUCAGCGCUCAGCUCCUGCUUGGAGCUCCUGCGCACGUUCUAUGCGGAGGGCCUGGCUGUUAACCGCACGUUCCUGGCAUGGCUCGUGCAGCAGAUGGGGACGUGCAACCUCGCGCAGCUGGGCUUUGUCGCGCGCCUGGCUGACGAAUACAUCGACGGUAUGCUUAUCAACCGCGCUCUCACGCAUCAUUUCAUCGACGCUGGCUUGAACCGACUCAAAGAGCAUUCGUUCCUCGCGCUUCCCGACGCAUUUGUCGGUCCCCGCGUAUGGCAGCUGCAUUCGGAGCUACUGGGCGAGAUACUCUCCACCGCGAUAGCGCCUGCCGAGGGUACUCCGCCACAGAACACUCAGGCGCUCCAGCAAACGCUCCAAUUGCAAGAGCUCUUCAAGGCUUUGCAGACGAGUCAAGCGCCGAAGCGAGGCCAUGCUAUUCCGCCACUUGCCUCCCCGCGUUUGUGGGAAGCCUCACCUCAGCGCUUUCGGAUAUCAAGUGUCUUCUUCCUCGAGGACGCCUCGAUCCCGCACCCGUGGUUUGCGCGCAAGCUCGACAUCCUCUUAAUUUGGAGCGUGACUUCACUGGUGGCGUUGUAUGAAGACUACCUGCGAUCGGGGUCCACGACCGCCUUUGAGUCGUGGGUGCAUGUCGCGGCGAAGGACGGUCAGUAUCAGGGGCACAGAUUGGACAGUCUCCGACGAUCAAGGAAGAAUGCGAAGAAGCUUUCCGAAUUAAGAGAGGUGACUGAUAAUGUACUUACCGGCGGAGACGCGAGCCGUCGUGGUGCUAACUCGCAGGGCUUCAGGGAGCUCUGCGAAGAUGGAGAUUGUCCUAGAGUUGUUGGAUUGAUCUACGUGGACACUCUUGGGAAUGUCAAGAGUGCUCCGACUCCGCCUGAGUUUCUUGCCCGCGAGCCUGAGGCGUACGAUCGAGCAGGAAGCGCCCGCACGACUGGGCGUCUUGCAGCUUCGUUUACUUACCUCACGUUCAUGGCUUCGAGCGACGGCUACAACUUGAACAUUCGCGAGCAGCGCAAAUUCCUCUCUCAUUCUAGAUGGUCUCACAUACAACUCACUGGUUACCCACCUCUCGUACGAAGUCUCGGCUUUACGCCCUUUGAACGACCAGUUGCAACCGUGGACGUACUUUCCACCAUACUGUCCGCUAUCCACCCACUACGAACAGCCUCGUAUGGAAUAUGCCGGUUGCUUUGGCCCCUUCGGGAGGCCGAGUGA
Messenger RNA from Fomitopsis serialis, 1686 nucleotides. RefSeq lists its product as uncharacterized. Gene Ontology annotation, cellular component: mediator complex. The transcript is spliced from 10 exons. Gene Ontology annotation, molecular function: transcription coregulator activity. The record is from RefSeq and is a predicted model, not a curated record. Gene Ontology annotation, biological process: regulation of transcription by RNA polymerase II. Lineage: Eukaryota; Fungi; Basidiomycota; Agaricomycetes; Polyporales; Fomitopsidaceae. Bases 1 to 1686 code for a protein of 561 amino acids.